Molecule: messenger RNA, 1830 nt
Organism: Manis pentadactyla (Chinese pangolin)
Lineage: Eukaryota; Metazoa; Chordata; Mammalia; Pholidota; Manidae
Product: heat shock 70 kDa protein 4-like
Exons: 10
Coding region: 1-1815 (604 amino acids)
Biological process (GO): protein folding
Cellular component (GO): nucleus; cytosol
Molecular function (GO): ATP-dependent protein folding chaperone; ATP binding
Source: RefSeq, a predicted model, not a curated record
AUGAGUUUCAAGAGGAACAAAAAGGACGGACACAACAAACCGCGGGCAGCUAACGCCAAAACCCUCACCCGAAGGGCUCUUUCCUUUAAAACUACUACUCGACGCUCUCAGGAAGCUCCCCAACCGCGGUCGCCGCUCAUAACCUUCACCUCCACCUCCUCCAGGCACGGACAGCCCUCCCCCGGCGCCUCGAUCGACAACGACCCCUCCCGGCGCGCCGCCCAGCCUGCGGCCUCGACCCGCCGCCCGCCAUCCGCAGCCGGGAGCGCCCUCCUUCCCCUUCCCAACCGGGCCUCCCCGCCGGCGCCUCGGGCUGCGGCCCGGGCUCGGCAGGCCGCCGCCGCCACUACCUGCCCGGGGACGAGUCCCCCCGCGCCGUCGCUGGCCGCUCAGGCUCGGGCCGCCCCCUUCAGACGGCCACCGUCGCCCCCGCCGCCGUCCAGGCCGCCCUGCUCCGCCGGCAGCCGCGCAGCUCCUCCAUGCCCCGCGCCCCACAGGAAUGAAUCCGGCCGCGCCGUUCGCCCCGCCCCGCCACGCCGAGCUCCCUCCCGCCCUCCCAGAGUGCGCGAACCACAACGGCUGCGGCGGAUGGUGCCUGGGCCCAUUUGCUGGGAAUCUCUCAUAUACUGCUCACAGAGGUGUUCUGAGAACUGCAGCCCCAUCGCUUAUCAAGAAGGCAGGAAUCCCGCAGGGCGCCAUUCAGACACCUUGCGAUCAGCAUGCUGGGGAGCCGCUCCCCGUGCACAAAGGGGCCUUGCUGUGAGGAGUGAAGACGUCAGCUCUGUGUUUUUUUGUGUGUGUUGUCUUUUUCCUCCACUCAGUGACUGUGAAGUCUUUUCGAAAAAUUAUGCUGCUCCUUUCUCUAAAGUACUCACAUUUUAUAGAAAGGAACCUUUCACUCUUGAGGCAUAUUCUAGCUCUCCUCAGGAUGUGCCCUAUCCAGACCCUGCAAUAGCUCAGUUUUUAGUUCAGAAAGUGACUCCUCAGUCUGAUGGCUCCAGUUCAAAAGUGAAAGUCAAGGUCCGAGUAAAUGUCCAUGGCAUCUUCAGUGUGUCCAGUGCCUCUCUAGUGGAAGUGCACAAGUUUGACGAAAAUGAGGAGCCGAUGGAAACAGAUCAUAAUGCAAAGGAGGAAGAGAAGAUGCAAGUGGACCAAGAGGAACCACAUGCUGAAGAGCAGCAGCAGACACCAGAAAAUAAGGCAGAGUCUGAGGAGAUGGAGACCUCUCAAGCUGGAUCAAAAGACAAAAAGAUGGACCAACCACCUCAAGCCAAGAAGGCAAAAGUGAAGACCAGUACCAUUGACCUGCCAAUUGAGAAUCAGCUAUUAUGGCAGAUAGACCGAGAGAUGCUCCACCUGUACAUUGAGAAUGAGGGUAAGAUGAUCAUGCAGUAUAAACUGGAGAAGGAGAGGAAUGAUGCUAAGAAUGCAGUAGAGGAAUAUGUGUACGAAAUGAGAGACAAGCUUAAUGGCAAAUAUAAGUUUGUGAGCGAAGAUGAUCAUAACAGUUUUACCUUGAAACUAGAAGAUACUGAAAAUUGGUUAUAUGAGGAUGGAGAAGACCAGCCAAAGCAAGUUUAUGUUGAUAAAUUGGCUGAAUUAAAAAGUCUAGGUCAGCCUAUUAAGAUGCGAUUCCAGGAAUCUGAAGAAAGACCAAAAUUAUUUGAAGAACUAGGGAAACAAAUUCAACAGUAUAUGAAAAUAAUCAGCUCUUUCAAAAGCAGGUACCUUUUUCUCUUUCCUCCCUAUUGUUCUGGUAAAGUUUUGAGGCAUAUACGCAGUAGUUUUUCUUCUUAUUCUUUAUUUAUUGUUUAAUAAUGUUUUCUUUUU